Dothidotthia symphoricarpi CBS 119687 is the source of this 1939-nucleotide messenger RNA. RefSeq names its product carboxypeptidase cpdS precursor. Bases 168 to 1805 code for a protein of 545 amino acids. The record is from RefSeq and is a predicted model, not a curated record. The transcript is spliced from 2 exons. Gene Ontology annotation, biological process: proteolysis. Lineage: Eukaryota; Fungi; Ascomycota; Dothideomycetes; Pleosporales; Dothidotthiaceae. Gene Ontology annotation, molecular function: serine-type carboxypeptidase activity.
CGAAUGUCACGCCUGCGCCGUUCGGUUCAAUGCAGGAUUCCCGAUAGGCAUUUACAAGCGUCCGUGUUACGCGUUGGUAACUACACAUUGAGGUGACGUCGAUAUCCGACAAUAGUAUAUCAAGGCUCUUGUUCCCGAAAGUUAGCUCUGUGUCCGUCAAAGUCAUCAUGCAGUUGCUCUCCAUCAUUGCCCUUGGUGGCCUUACAGCCAGUGCCUCCGCACGAAGCGUUCAGGCCGUCGGAAAGAAGGCGUCCGACUUUCCCAGACCUCGAUUUGGAUUUCCGGAGCGCACAGUACAGCACCAGAAGCGCCAGGCGACAUCUAUCAUCACGACUGAUGCGUCGAAGAGCUUCACCGUCAAUGGUACCGCUGGCGCAAUUCCAGAUGUCGACUUUGACAUUGGCGAGUCCUACGCCGGUCUUCUCCCUAUCAGCAGCAAGACAAACGAGACAUCAGAGCUGUACUUCUGGUUCUUCCCAUCCGAGAACGAGGACGCGAGUGAUGAGAUCACGAUCUGGCUCAACGGUGGACCCGGGUGCUCUUCUCUGGAAGGGUUUCUACAAGAGAACGGCCCCAUCUCAUGGCAAUACGGCAGCGGCCCAAAGCCUGUCCCAAACGACUGGACAUGGAAAAAUCUAACUAAUAUGGUUUGGGUAGAACAGCCUGUAGGGACGGGAUUUACACAAGGAACCCCUACGGCGACCAGUCAAGAGGAGGUAGCGGAGCAAUUCCUGGGAUUCUUCAAGAACUUCGUCGAUACUUUCGGUCUGAAGAACCGCAAGGUCUAUAUCACCGGCGAAUCUUAUGCGGGACGAUAUGUGCCGUACAUUGCGGACGCCAUGUUGAGCAAGAACGACACGGAGUACUACAACGCCAAGGGAAUUAUGUUCUACGACCCCAGCGUGGCUGAGGAUGCGCUACUUGAAGACAUCCCAGCUGCUGGUUUCCUAGACAAAUGGGCUGGGCUCUUCAACUUGAACGAGUCUUUCACGGAGGAUAUCCACAAGCGUGCCGCUGAGUGCGGAUACACCGACUACAUGGAGACAUAUCUCACCUUCCCACCUCCCGGCAAGUUUCCCACGCCUGAGAACAACGCCUCGGUCGCCGGCUGCGCGAUUUGGGGAGACAUCUUUGAUGCUGUCCUAUUGACAAACCCCUGCUUCGACGUUUACGCUGUUGCGACCACUUGCCCCUUGCUCUGGGACCCUCUGGGUUUCCCCGGUUCCUUCGAUUACGUUGUUGCCGGCACCGAGAUCUACUUCAACCGCACUGCCGUGCAGAAAGCGAUCAACGCGCCCAUCCAACCCUGGGCUGAAUGCUCCGGUGGCGUCCUCGACAAGGACACUUCGCCGCAAUCCAGCUGGGAAGUUAUACCGCGCGUCAUCGAGAAAUUGGACCGAACUAUCAUUGUGCACGGCGAACUCGACUACAUCCUCCUGUUCAACGGCACACUCAUGGCCAUUCAGAACAUGACCUGGGGCGGCCUUCAAGGUUUCCAGACCGCACCCUCCGACAAGUUCUACGUCCCAUACCACGACGACCUCAGCUUGACGAGUUUGAGCGCUAAGGGCGAGAUGGGCAUUACGCACACGGAACGUAAGUUGACGUGGGUUCAGCAGGCACUGAGUGGACACAUGGUGCCGCAGUACCAGCCCAGCAGCGCGUACAGGCAGUUGGAAUUCUUGCUCGGCAGAAUUGAGAGCUUGACCUCCAAGGUGCCGUUCACGACACUGGGAAGCCAAAACGGAACGGUCGCCAAGAGGGAUUUGGGUGUUAUGAACGAUGGAUUGAAGAAGUGGUACUAGAGUAGACGCCCGAGGAUUACGACGUGUAUGUAAUGUAUUGAAACGACUCACAAUCAAUUAUUGACGACUUUUGAAAUGCAAUUCCACGGUAGAAACGCCGAGGGGUUACCAGAUGACUAGGGUCAGUGUACAUG